UAGACAAUAAUUCUGAUGGCAAAAGAACCAAACGGGACAGGUUAAUAUAAAAAAAAAAAUAAAUAAAAAAAAAACAUGGAGGGAGAGCUGUUCUUCAGCGUGCACUGGGUAAUGUCUUUUUAAUUAUUUUCCACCUAAAUGUGAGAGUUAUUUGUGAAAAUGUAAAUCAGCAAUGUUCCUGAAUGCUUCUUGUGUUUAAUUGGUUGCAUUUAUUGCUUGAAAUUUUUUGCAUAAAAUAUGAUAUUUUGAUGGCGAGGGGACCCAUAAAUAUUUGCGAGGAAAUCAGAGUUCCUUAAUUUGUGAACUUUUGCAGUCAACAUUUUAAACUGUUAUCAAAGCCUCAUGUGGUAGCUUCUCCAGUAAUGAUGACAGUGAAGACUCUGCCAGGUUCUUCAGUAAGUAUUCUCUAAAAGUUUGGGAUAUCGACUGGAUCAGGUCAGAAGAUAAAAUUGGUCUUUUGAAUAUACUUUAUUCAGCUGAGAGAGAGAUUGUAAGAGAUUGUUGGGUUUUUGCGCUGUUGUAUAGCAUUGUGCAAGAAGUCACGAGCUACUCCACAAGUUUUGGAUUCUUUUGCCCCCAAGUAUCUGGAUUUUGUUAUAAUUUAAGUCAUCUUGAGCAAUAGUUUUAUUUGAAGUGUCUCUGAAGGUCUUUCAAAAAACAUUUUGGACACUGGAUUCUUUACCAGGCGUGAUUGUACCGACGAGGCCAUUCUCAAAGACUUAUUAGCCAAGAACAGUGCCGUCAUCUCAUCAUGCUGUGCAGUGUGUCCUUGCAACUGGACAAAUGAAGAGCAAAAGAAGUGGCAGAAAGGCGCUGACUGCUUUGAAUCCAUCUGACUUCAGCAUGGCAGUGAUCCCAGACACACUGGCAGUGCGGUACAACCACACAAUCGGCAGCUGACGUACAAAAAGAAAUGAUGUUUGGCUCAAGACUUUGUUACAGUAGGGUGUAUACUUUUUGAAAGACUCGUACACACCGGAUCAAAAGCAAGGUGUUGGAAGUAAGUGGCUGAGGCGGGGGGCAGUUAUUGGUCCGGUUAUCUUCUAGGAGAGGGCUGGUGGGUCACAGUGUGAAAACGGUACGUCGCAGUCGUGGAAGACUGUAAAAGUUACUGUGGCUGCGCGUGGUUUCGCCUACUGCUGGCGUCACUUCCUUUUGCACGCCGAGUAAUCCUGAAUGAAGUCGCGCGCGCUCUGCCAGUUUGUGAAACAAGAUGAGAUUUUCUGUUCGUCUUUGUCCCCCACGCGACCUCCUACUCAUAUCAUGCAUAGCUGUCUGUUUUCCGUCAUCUGAUGGAGCUCUGAAGGAAGAACAUCGAGCCAUUUGCCCAGUUACAGAAAUUGAAGCACAGGAAGGUGAUGAUGUCAUCCUCCAGUUUCAUGUGGAUCCCCCUGUCAACCUGUCUGCGUUCACCAUGGAUUGGUCAAGAACCAACCCGAGUGUGGUCGUCUACUCCUAUCGACACCAACAGGAGUCACAUAACGCAGAGAUGAAUGCAACAGUCAGACGUGAAGACCUGAACAGAGGAAAUCUGACACUGUGGAUCCCCUCAGUACAGAUGUCCCACAGUGGAAAAUACACAGGCUUCGUUAUGGACCUCGGGAUCAAGUGUAGUGUUCAACUUAAUGUAACAAAAGACAAACUGAAAAAGCAAAAGGGGCAUGAUGACUUAAGCACAACUGGAGCUCCUCUCAACACGACGGUGGAGAAAGUCGGUCCACGUGGUGACAUGAUGCUGCUCAUUGGGAUUGUUCUUUCUUGCGGCAUCACUCUUCUCUUGAUGAUUGUUGUUGUUCUGGGAUUGCUUGGAAAGCUCAAGGGAUUUGUGAGACGGUGCCAAGGAGGAACCAGCCACCAAAUGAUGAUCCCACUGAAAAUUAAACCAUCUUAUGAAAUUUAGCAGAAUGCAGUGAUUAACAAAUCAUGUGCUGCCAAUAAGAGAGAGGGAACUUUAAAAAAGGGUUUUAUAUGUGUAAGGAAAACACUUAGCUGUAAAAGAGGUAUUACAUGUAAACACAAUGACUCUAGAACAAGAUGACAAAGUGAUACCAGAGGUGCAUCUCAGAUGAGUUUGAAUCUCUGUGACCUUGUCCUUAACCUCCUAAGACCCAAACUCUUUCAUGUCAUGCAUUUUUAAUUUCUCUUUGCUAUUUGGGCUGAUUGAGACCUGAUGAAUGUAAAAACAAAGGUUGUUUUUUUUUUUUGUUUGUGUUUUUUUUGUUUUUGUUUUUUUUAAACCUGAUGUAGUUUCUGAGAAGAGGAUAUCAGGCCUUGUACAGCAAAAUUUAGUAAUUGUAGUCUAGACCAGAGGUUCCCAAAGUGUGGGGCCAGCUCCCUAGGGGGGCGCGGUAUGAGAAGGGGGGAGGGGGAGGGGGGAAAGAAAAAAGGAAAAAAAAGAACGCUUGGACACUGCUAGCAUAAUGGACAGGUUUUUGACGGGGCGCCCACACAAACGCAAAGCAGAACAUGAAGCAUCGCCAAAUAUGUUUCCAAGCCAAAGACUAGAAAAUAUGGUGAAGCAUGUCUUCCCUUUGGGUUCACAUGGACAAGUGCCAAGGUAGGUUUGACGCCUCUGCCUUUCUAAAUGGAGGGACAGUAACUGCGUGUGUAUAUGUAAGCGUGUAAAACCUGCAGAUAGACAAAAUCCUGUUAAUCUGACUAUCUGCCAUUCUGCAAUUCAUCUCAUGUAAACAAUAACAUGGCGCACAGCAUGACGUGAAUACAGGCACAUACCUUUGACGUUGCAUGACAAACUGUAUUCCUCGUCCACACGUAAAGGCAAAAAAGGAGUUUUAAAAAAAUCUGUUUUCGGUGAUUCGAUACGCCGUUUACGUGUGGACGAAAGGCCCAAAACGCAUAGAAACAGCUGCAUUUUCAAAAAUACCCAUGUAGGUGUGGACGUAGCGUAAAAGAGUUUUAUUACUAACCGUAAUUUAUUGCGGUUUACUUUUAUUUGCUUAAUUGUUUACUAAAUGUUUGAGGUGUGAAAUAAACCGCAAUGGAGCAAAAUAUGGGUGUGUGUGGUUGGAGGAUGUGUUUACGUGGUGGUGGUGGGGGGCACGAACAUUUUUCUUGUAAAACAAAGGGGGGCCUAGCAAACCAAGUUUGGGAACCACUGGUUUAGACGACCCCAAAUAUGUUCACACAUGUGGGAGGUUAAGGUCAGAGGUCAAGUUUCCUGGAAACUUGACUCACAUGACCCCUAUGAUUUUCAUAUUGCUAUCACAUCUGUCUGUCCUACAUUUUGCUGCUUCCAUCAAAGUCAAAAUUAGCUAAUGUUGUUCUGAAAAUGACACUUUCUCAGUUUAAACUUUUCAAAUGUUCUGCUGUGAAUAUAAUGUGGGUUUAUUGGAUUUGCACAUACUGCUUUUUGUCAUUUAUGUAUAUAUAUUUUGUACAUUGAAACUUUGGGUGGCUGGCCUAUAGUGUGUGUGUGUGUGUGUGUGUGUGUGUGUGUGAAACGACAUUUCCUAGAGCAAUAAUGUAAAGAAAAUGUGAAUGAAUAAGUUUGUAUUUAUAAAUGUUACUUUUCAUCGCUCUGUAAAGCAUUAACAGAGAGAGAUGACUGUGUGACGAUUAAAUCAAUAAACAUGAUACUGAAGGACACAACUUGUGUUAACUGCUGAUGAAACCUCCUGAACGU
Messenger RNA from Oreochromis niloticus (Nile tilapia), 3643 nucleotides. RefSeq lists its product as uncharacterized. The record is from RefSeq and is a predicted model, not a curated record. Gene Ontology annotation, cellular component: external side of plasma membrane. NCBI's taxonomy places the organism in Eukaryota, Metazoa, Chordata, Actinopteri, Cichliformes, Cichlidae. Gene Ontology annotation, molecular function: signaling receptor binding. The transcript has 5 exons. The coding region runs from base 1214 to 1900 and encodes 228 amino acids. Gene Ontology annotation, biological process: regulation of cytokine production; T cell receptor signaling pathway.